This is a messenger RNA of Cadophora gregata, 3345 nucleotides long. RefSeq lists its product as uncharacterized. The record is from RefSeq and is a predicted model, not a curated record. Gene Ontology annotation, biological process: carbohydrate metabolic process. The transcript is spliced from 3 exons. Gene Ontology annotation, molecular function: chitinase activity. Lineage: Eukaryota; Fungi; Ascomycota; Leotiomycetes; Helotiales; Ploettnerulaceae. Gene Ontology annotation, cellular component: extracellular region. The coding region runs from base 1 to 3345 and encodes 1114 amino acids.
AUGUUUUCCACCAGAUUCAUCGCCGCUGCGGCGGCUUCUCUCUCUCUAAUGUCCUCAGUUACGGCCGAUUACAACCCAGCUUCUCAAGCGAACGUGGCUAUGUACUAUGGACAAGGACCAAACCAACAGCGCUUGGCCCAUUUCUGUGAUUCUUCAGCUGUCGAUAUCAUUCCUAUUGGAUUCAUCAACAUCUUCCCUAACUUGGCGAACGGAUUGGUUGCCGAGAACUUUGGAAACCAAUGUUGGGAUGGAAACUACACGGGUCCUGGUUACAACGGCGUCAACAACCCAAAGAAUAACUUCCUUUACAAGCAAUGUCCUCAGCUCCAGGAAGAUAUCUACUACUGCCAGACUAAAACCAAGAAGAAGAUCUUGUUGUCCCUCGGUGGUGACGGAGGAAACUACCAACUCAAUGGAGCAGCCGAUGGACAAUACCUUGCCGAUUUCUUGUGGGGCGCAUAUGGACCAUAUAACGCCUCAUGGGUUGCAAAAGGAGGUGUCCGACCCUUGGACCGUGGUCUUAGCAAUCUCGACCAAACCAAGACUAUCGAUAUUGAUGGAUUCGAUUUCGACAUUGAGCGAGCGUCGCCAGACAACCAAGUCGGUUACAUUGCUUGCAUUAAGCGACUCCGUGAACACUUUGCUGCUUACAAGGCCGCCAAGCCAUGCUCCAAGACAUACUUGAUCUCUGGAGCUCCUCAGUGUCCUCUCCCAGAAGGUAACAUGGGCAACAUGAUCGCGGGCGCCAAGUUCGAUCUUCUGUUCAUCCAGUUCUACAACAACGGUGCCAACGGAUGUACCGCACGUAAUUGGAUCACCAACAAGAACGCCGGAGGGUUCAACUACAACAAAUGGGUCGCCGAAGUCAACAAGGGUGCCAGUGCCGGUGCGAAAUUGUAUCUUGGUCUCCUCGGCUCAAGCGCCGCUGGUAACUCUGCCGACUAUCUCACAGCUCUCGAGGCUCAGUCUCUCAUCGAUGCCUGGCACGGCGCUGCCCAAUUUGGAGGUGUUAUGCUCUGGGAAGCUACCUAUGCAGAGGGCAACCUUCCUUCCAGCUUCCCGGGAAAGAACUAUUAUCAGAUUAUCAAGCAGGUUUUGAACAAGUAUGCUCCAGCCACCACUGCUCCAGCGACAGUUUGCAGCACGACAGUUUCAUCUACCCGAUCUUCCACUAGUUCAUCAAAGACAUCUUCAUCGACGAAGAUCUCCACAACAUCUUCGACAGUUAAGAGCUCAUCUACAUCGAAGUCAUCAUCGACAUCUUCUAAGGCUACGAGCACGUCGUCGUCGUCAUCUGUGAAGCCAACAAGUUCAUCGUCUUCAGUGAAACCAUCAAGCUCGUCUUCUUCGAUUAAGCCCACAAGCUCAUCAUCUUCCGUCGCGCCAUCAAGCUCAAGCUCCUCCGUCAAGCCAAGUUCGUCAUCAAUUGUCGUUUCAUCCUCGACCUCGUCUUCGAAACCAGCAACCACAAGCUCCAGCAGCAUUCUCACCUCCAAGACAGCUGCUGGAGAGUUCACCACGACAUCUUCUGCUUCCAGCGCAGUCCCAACAGCAACCGGAUGUUUCUACAAGGGAUGCUUCACCGAAGCCGAAGGCAUACGUGCCCUUUCCAGUGAUGUUCUUGCUGAUUUCGAGGGCAUGACCAUUGAGAAGUGCGCCACUUUCUGCUCAGGAUACACUCUGUACGGUCUCGAGUACACCGGCGAAUGCUACUGUGGAAACUCCUUGAACGCUGGAAGUGUCUCCGCCCCCGAGGCUGAGUGCAACCUUCCUUGCACCGGCGAUGCUUCCCAGACCUGCGGUGGAGCAAACAGACUCAAUGUCUAUGAGUGCGGAGCUCUCCCAACUUCCAGCUCCACCUCUGCAUCAGCUACAUCAAGCAUGGUUUCGAUCUCGAUUUCAGAAUCCUCAAGCAGCUCUGCGACUUCGACAAGCGAGUCAUCGAGCUCAACUUCAGAGGCAACAGUUUCUUCAAGCAGCUCCGCGACUUCGACAAGCCAGUCAUCAAGCUCAUCUUCAGAGGUAACAGUUUCUUCUAGCAGCUCGGAGACCUUUGUUACUCCUAGCAUCAGCAUGACAUUUAGCUACAGCGCAACCAGCAGUUCUGAAAUUGUCACUCCAUCGAUUAGCAAAACUUUCAGCUAUAGCGCUACAGAAUCAUCUUCAUCGACAAGUUCCGAUAUUGCUACUCCGACACCAAGCUCGAGCAGCUCAAGCGAGACCUCCAGCUCCGAGAUUGUCACUCCAACACCAAGCUCAAGCAGCGCAAGUGAGACAUCUAGCUCUGAGAGUGUCACCCCAACAUCAAGCUCCAGCUCUGAGAUCGAGACCACAUCAUGGAGCUCAUCAUCUGAGACUACUUCAAGCACAGCGUCGGGACCAGUGACAUCAAGCACCUCUGUGUCAUCUUCGAGCUUCCCAACUGGCCCACACUACACUAACUCCAGCACGAGCGUUGGACCCACCAAGUCAGGAUACCCAACUGUAGUUACUUCAAGCUCGAUUCCAACAUACAUCCCAACUUCGUCCAGUGUCACCAAGUACACAACAUCGACUGUCUGCACCACCCGUGUUGAGACCAUCACCUCUUGCGCACCAACAGUCACCAACUGCCCAGUAGGAAGUGUUACCACCAAGACAAUCCCACUCUACACUACGGUCUGCCCAGUUACCGAGACCGAAGUCAAGUCGACCAAGACACCAAUUGGUAAGCCAACAACGACUCUAGUCCCAGCAACCUACAAGCCAACAGGAUCGGUCACCAAGUACACCACCUCCACCGUGUACACCACAUCGAUCUACACCAUCACCUCAUGCGCUCCAACUGUUACAGACUGCCCAACCAAGCUCGGCCACGUAACAACCGAGAUCAUCAAGCUCUACACAACCGUGUGCCCAGUAACCGAGAAGACUCCAGUCGCCACCCCAAGCACCUAUGUCCCUAUCGAGACUCCCGUCGAGACCCCAGUUGAGACCCCAGCUUACACCGGCGUCGCUGUGCCAUCCAAGUCCUACCCAGCCGGCGGCGAGUAUGACUCCUCGACCACCACAUUGAGCAGCACCACUACUCAGUACAGGACCAUCAAGAUCGUCAAGUCGACUGCCACAAUCGUGCCUGUGCCACACACCACCCUGGCACCAUACCCAACUGGACCAGCUAGCGAGGGAUACCCAUCUGGAACAGCGGCGCCAACUGCCGUUGCCCAAGUUACUUCCUCAGCUGAGGGUGUGACUAGCACAAAGACUCCAGUGCCUAUCUACGCUACCGGUGCUGCUAGCUCUUCGCGCAGCGCUGUAGGUGUGAUGGUUGCUGUUGCUGCUGGUGUUGUUGCUUUCAUGUUGUAA